Molecule: messenger RNA, 2204 nt
Organism: Linum trigynum
Lineage: Eukaryota; Viridiplantae; Streptophyta; Magnoliopsida; Malpighiales; Linaceae
Source: the annotation of a GenBank genome assembly
CGUCCGUUUUUUCAUCCGACGGCCCUCCGUUUCUCCUCUAAACCAAACAGACAAACCCCAACCCUUAUCCAGACAAUACCUGCGACUGUCGUUCCCAAAUUGCCCUCGUAAAUUCCCUUUAGCUACGUAUCCUGCCACGCAAGCCCACACGGCGCCUUCCUACGCCACCGGCCAAAUUAAUCAUCGAAAUAAAUCAAAUACUCAAAUCUAAAAUCGCUUCCACCUGUAGAGCGAGAGAGGCAAAGCCAAGGUAACAGACGAGAAGAGAGAGAGAGAGAGAGAGAGCGAGAACGAGAGUCGAGUCGAGACCGCCAUUGAAGAAGCUAACAAUUUUUUCCAGUUUGCAUUUCUUCCGGCGGACUUCUGCCCUUCGAGGCGACGGGCGAUCGCUCGGAGAUUUAAAAUCUUACCGGCGAGCUCGUUGUUGUUGUUUCUAAUCUUUCGUUUUCUUCAUUUCCCUUGGCGUUGCUUUUGUCAAUCGGGGGAAACGAAUUAAACUGACUGGUCCCUGGAACCCUAAUUCCGUCUUAACGGACGCCAUCCGAGCUCUCUCGAAUUUCUGACCGGGGGAGGGAAAACGCUCGAUUUAAAAGGGAGCCGGAGGCGGGGUGCGUGUUUCGUCAUCGGGUUUUUUUUCGUGUGUGUGUGGAUUUUGAGAUGGUUGGGGGAGGAGCGAGCGGGAGGAAGAAUGAGCAGGCGGUGCUGAACAAUAACAAUGUCUUCGCUGCGCUCGACACCUUGAGGAAGAAGAAGAAGAGUUCGAGCUCCUCCGCUGCUGCGAGUUCCGGCAAGGACCGGUCUAAAUCGAAAUCGAGCAAGGAGGAGAAGGAGGCAGCGGAGAAGGUGUUCUGGGCUCCGGCACCGCUCACGACGAAGUCUUGGGCUGACGUCGAGGACGAGGAUGACGACGAUUACUACGCGACUACUGCCCCGCUCGCGCCCGCCUGGGGUGCCGCUCCCGGUGCCAAGCCGGAGAAGGAGGCCGUGGAGGAAAGUGAAAGUGAAGAAGAAGGUCUUGAUGAAGUCGAUGAUGAGGUGGAGGAUGUGGAGGAAGAACAUGAACCUGAGCCUGCCACAGAAGUGGAGCCUGUUAAGAAGCAACCUGAGGUUUCUUUGCCUUCGAAGGAUACAGAAAGGCAACUCUCGAAGAAGGAAUUGAAGAAAAAAGGGCUUGAAGAACUUGAUGCUGUACUUGCAGAGUUAGGAUAUGCGAAACAGGAGUCGACUGGUCAGGAUGCCUCUGAUGGAGAAAAGAAAACCGACAACAAUGGACAAGCGAAGAAGGAAAAUGGCCCAGGAGAGAGCAAGAGUGCCAAAAAGAAGAAGAAGAAGGAAAAGACCUCAAAAGAAGCCCCCAAGGAUUCGGAGGACCAGUCUCAAAGUGCAAGUGUUGUAGCAGCAAAUAGCACUGCUGAGGCCGAGAAGUCGGAUGAUGCAUCGAGUGGUGUAGAUGUGAAAGAGAGGCUGAAGAAAGUGGUGGCCAAAAAGAAGAAAUCAAGCAAAGAAGUAGACGCUGCUGCCAAGGCUGCUGCCAGUGAGGCUGCCGCCAGGCGAGCAAAGGUUGCUGCGGCGGCAAAGAAGAAAGAGAAGGCUCACUACAAUCAGCAGCCGGUGCGGUAAGCCGCCGGCUAGGAUCGAAAAAUUCAAAACUGUCCUUUGUUUUUUCUUCUUUCUCACCCCCCCUCAUUCCAGAGAAACCAGAACUUCUGUUUUGAUUUUGACGUUGCAAAUAAACCUCAGGCUUUUAUCGCGAAAAAAUUAAAUUGUCAUUUCAAUAUGGAUAGCAAAAAAGGUUACUACUUCAUCACACGUCGACUUGCUCUGGUUUUCUAGUGUUAGUAUUGCUUGUUUAUACACAAUCACGAUUUCUCGGUUCAUUUCGUCGAUUAUUUUCCAGUUGUUUCAUGUCUCUGAGUGACUAUUGGUAAGUUCACGGAGUUGUUGUGCUCCGGUGUCCCUGAUCGGCCGUCGUCCGGGGUCCGUGAUCGGCCGUCGUCGGUUGGUGGUGGGGCAGUAGGUGUUCGACGAAAUGCCGGACUGUGGGAUCGUGGUAGUUGAGUUAUGAGAUGGGAUUGGGAGGGAAACAAUCUGAACUGUUUAAUAGCCACAAGAGAAUUUACCGUUACACUUUUGUUUUCGCUUUGGUCUAUUUUUGAGAUAAUUAUUUGGUAUGAAUAAUUUGGAAAAAAAGGGUAAAACGACGU